AUGUCGAUCGUGGGCGACGACGAAGCACAGACAAUAUCUGCCGCCGGAUAUAAGCCGAAGACGCCCGCCAACAAGGAAGAACCACCGAACACCGUGCAAAAAACAAGAAAGCGAGGGGUCGCACAUGUGCAGCCCAUGUCGACGACCGAGAUCUGCAUUGGCCUACUAGACCUGCGAAACGAAGUGGCUGCCAUGAGAAAGGAGCAGAGAGAAGAAAGAGCCAGCAGGAGACAGCAACUAGACAGGAACGAAGCCAUGUUCAAGGACCUGGUGGAUGCGUAUGUCGGCAUGACAACAACGGUAAAGGAGCUGAAGGCGGAAGUCACAGACAAGUUGAAGAACGAAGUAGUCGACAUUAAGAAGAAGUUAGAUACGAUUGCGCACAGAUACGAAAUCACGAAGCGCACGAAGCCAACCGCCGACCAACGUUCGAUCUCAACUACAAGGGAAAGAAGUAAGGGUGCGGUACAGAGAACGGGCAGAUCCACUGAUGAGCAAGAAAAGAAGCCUUUAAACUUGUCAACCCCGCUACCAUGGAAUCGAGUAGCGGGAGCGAGAACCACUGUGACGCGUGUAGGGCGCAAGAACGACCCGAUAAUCAUAAACGAAGAGGCGAUCAAGCCGGAGGAUGUAGCCACACCAAUGGUGGAAGUCGAGAUCGACCAGCAAGACAAGAAGGCGCUCUGGGAGCCAAGACCCCCGCAGACUGUAGAAGUAACUGCGGUCACUCUGGACAGGGUGAAGCCACGCAACCUCUUUCCGGCAAAGGAGUGGAGAAAGCUGCUCAAGAAGCAUGGGAUCCACCCCAUUGCGAUCUGGUUCCCGUGGAGAACAUCAGUAGAGAUACUGAUAAGAACAGGAGAGCUCACGACGAUGCACAGCCUAGCGAAGGCAAUGGGCCGGGAGGCCCAGGUAUUAGACCCAGCAAAGAGGAAGGACGGGCAGGCGCUACCCCUCACACAGGCGGCACUGAUGACGUCCAUAAACAUACGGCUACGAGACCUAGAAUCACCAGGAGGCUAA
Messenger RNA from Gregarina niphandrodes, 1023 nucleotides. RefSeq lists its product as hypothetical. NCBI's taxonomy places the organism in Eukaryota, Apicomplexa, Conoidasida, Eugregarinorida, Gregarinidae. The transcript is spliced from 2 exons. The record is from RefSeq and is a predicted model, not a curated record. The coding region runs from base 1 to 1023 and encodes 340 amino acids.